AUGAUAACACAUAAGAGUCAAGGCCAAGCGCUUGGCAAAAUUAUCAUUGAUCUGGUCAUGCCACCUGGUCCAGUCGAAGUCACAUCGGUUUACGUUCCACUCUCACGAGUGAAACGGUUGGAUGAUUUACAGAUCAUAAGUCCUUUUGAAUUCGCAGCUCUUCAAGUGAAACCAUCAACAGCACAGCGCGAAGAGCUCGAAAGAUUGAAUCGAAUCGCAAAAACUACUCCAAAACGUUUUCCAAUAUCUAUGUGGAACAAACAUUUUUUAACAAUUACACGAUUUUCGAACUAA
This is a messenger RNA of Rotaria socialis, 294 nucleotides long. Lineage: Eukaryota; Metazoa; Rotifera; Eurotatoria; Philodinida; Philodinidae. The record is from the annotation of a GenBank genome assembly.